Acaulospora colombiana is the source of this 1386-nucleotide messenger RNA. The record is from the annotation of a GenBank genome assembly. Lineage: Eukaryota; Fungi; Glomeromycota; Glomeromycetes; Diversisporales; Acaulosporaceae.
AUGAUAGAAAUUAGAAAUAUAUUAUUAAUAGGCAGUAGUGGUAAAGGAAAAUCCACCGUGGCAAAUGUUUUAACCGGUACUAAUGAAUUUUAUGAAACUCCAGAUCGUAUUCGUGGAACCGACAAUGCAAAAGCCGAAGAAUUUGAGCAUGAAGGGAUAAAAUAUCGUGUCACUGAUACCAUAGGAAUUGGAGAUCCUAUCAGGUCGACAGGAGAAAUAUUAAGUAAAUUAGAAGACAAAGCUGAUAUUAUUAGUGAAGGCUUAAAUCAAAUAUUAUUUGUAACUAACAACCGGUUUACUAAGGAGGAAGUUGAAGCAUAUGAAUUACUAAGAAAAGCUAUUUUUGAUGAUCAAGUAGCUGAUUAUACUACUAUUGUCUGCACCAAUUUUCCCGAGUUUAAAGAAGAAGAACUCUGUCAAAGGGAUCGUCAAAAAUUCAGAGAAGAAAUCGCUAAACUUUCAAUUCCGCUUGCUUUAACUGCGAUUAUUUAUGUGGAUAAUCCACCAUCGAAAGGUCUUUACAAGAGUAUAUCAAAAAUUUCACGAGAUGCAUCUCGUAAAGUAUUGUUAGAAUACUUGACAAGCCGUCAAAAAGUUUACCGACCUGAGCUGCUUGCUAAAUUCAAGAUAAUGGUUGAUGAGUUCAAUUUAAUCUUAGAAGAUACUAAUAAAGCAAUCAAUAAUUUUGAUUUUUAUAACAAUGCAAAAUGCUUAAGAGAAUUUAUUUGUGAACGGGAAAAGAUAAUCAAAAUUAUCGAAGCGCGCAGAGAGGAAGUGAAAGAAUCUAUGAAAGCUCGAUUUUCCAAUAAUACGCUGGGUAAUUCCGCUAUAUUGGGUGCGGGUGGAUUGUUGGGCGUUGCUAGUUCCGAUUCUGCUGCGAUAAUCAAGGAAAGUGAAGCAUAUAAAUUAUUCGAAGAAACUCUUGAAAAAGACAAGGAAAGACGUGGUGAAUUAGAAAAAUCACAAGUUGGAUUAAGAGAAUCUAUCAAAGAGCUUGAGAAAAUCCACCUUCGCUUUACGAACUCGGAAUAUAGAAAAAAGAAUGUGGAUAGAAAAAGGAUCGAAAUAAUUGAGAAUGUGCUGAAAAGAAUUCUGGGUGAAGAAAUUGAAAUUGAUAUGAGCUUGACAAGCGAUGAAAAACUGAACAUUCUACUGGAUCAUAAGGAAGUUGAAAGCCGCACUUCUUUGGUUGAUAUGGAAAAGGUAAUUAAAAAUUGGGGAGAAGAGUUAGAAGCUUUAAGGGGAAAAGAAAAACUACUUUAUGAUGAGUAUGAAAAAAUUAAGUGGUGCAAGGAGGAAAUGGCAAAGUUAAAUAAUGAGCAAAACACAGAGGAAGAGGUUCAAGCUAAACACCAAUUAAAUGUGGAAAAUGCGAAUGCUUUAUAA